GCUCUCCACUCUACGUACUCGUUCAUAUAUCACGAAACAUACAGUGCUCUACUGAGCGACUGGUAACCCCUUAUAGCUAUGGCUACCCAACCCUUCACACCAACGCAAAGCUACCUUACUGGCGCGGCCCGGGAAGAAGCCAUCCUACACCAGAGACCAAUUCGUGAAAUAGACAUGAUUGCUACAUCAUGGACACUUUAUGGGGUAACCACUAUCGUGGCUCUCAUACGAUUUUUUGUUCGUGUAAAAUCAACCCAGAAGUUGUGGCUUGAUGAUUAUCUUGUCAUGGCUGCAGUACUGUGCUCAACGGCUUCAACAGCCUUGUUGUAUCACUGGCGCGGCUCGCUAUAUCUAAGCAAAGCCCUUCUGACCAUGCCCGACAAAGUUGCCGUUGAGCCCAAAGAUUUGCCGAUGUUAGAAAGUCAAACGCUCAUCCUGGACUUGGUAAACGCCUUCAUUUGGACAACAAUAUUCUCAAUGAAACUCUCUUUCCUGUACCUCUUUAGAAAUCUGGUUAAAAACAACUCGUUGCUUCUCAUUCGGUACUUUUGGUUCGUUGUUAUCUUUACGGUACUGUCCUGGGGAUUCAGUGCAUCUGAGAUAUUUAUACAUUGUCACUCUUUCGGAAAGGACAGUUACAAGUGCAAUGAAAGCAACCCCACGAUGAGUAGUGCAUUAGAUUCUUUGGCGACUGCAUUGGAUGUUGCUACCGAUUUAAUGGUUAUAUCAAUUCCUAUAUUUGUCCUGCGAAGAGCGAAGACAAACAUUACAUAUAAGCUUGCCGCUGGGGCAUUUCUUUGUCUCUCUGUAGUAACAAUCGUUGUUGCCACCAUUCGCUUGCUGAGCACCAACAUUCUUGAGUAUGGUGGACUAGACCCAACUUGGGGUUUCUUUUGGGCUGAGAUAGAAGCGUAUGUGAGCAUCUUAGCGACAUCGGCUACGGUAUUCCGGUUCUCAAGCCUUCGGCGGGCACAGUUGAUGGAAGAGCAAAAACACGAUAGUUUGCAAGAGACAAGCGAAGCCCCCUCGCCUGUAACAUGCAAGAAUUGACAGAAUGGACGCGGGUUAUAGCAUAUGCGUCGCUUUUAAAUGAGACUCUCUUUGCUGC
Molecule: messenger RNA, 1108 nt
Organism: Aplosporella prunicola CBS 121167
Lineage: Eukaryota; Fungi; Ascomycota; Dothideomycetes; Botryosphaeriales; Aplosporellaceae
Exons: 4
Coding region: 79-1050 (323 amino acids)
Source: RefSeq, a predicted model, not a curated record